Orbilia oligospora ATCC 24927 is the source of this 882-nucleotide messenger RNA. RefSeq lists its product as uncharacterized. Gene Ontology annotation, biological process: RNA (guanine-N7)-methylation; tRNA methylation. NCBI's taxonomy places the organism in Eukaryota, Fungi, Ascomycota, Orbiliomycetes, Orbiliales, Orbiliaceae. The transcript has 3 exons. Gene Ontology annotation, cellular component: tRNA methyltransferase complex. Bases 1 to 882 code for a protein of 293 amino acids. Gene Ontology annotation, molecular function: tRNA (guanine(46)-N7)-methyltransferase activity. The record is from RefSeq and is a predicted model, not a curated record.
AUGGAGUCCUCGCCGGCUCUCAAUCCUGUCAAAAGACAGAAGCGCAUAGACUUUCGAAAGACAGAGCAGCAAGAGGUCCUGCCGCAGAAACGAUUCUAUCGACAGCGAGCACAUGCGAACCCGUUUUCUGAUCAUAGGCUAGACUACCCAAUAUCACCCCAGUAUAUGGAUUGGAGCGAUUACUUUCCCGCAUACUUCCCUAAAAAGCGAAAAUUCGACGAUGCAACCGACAAUGCCGAGGAAACAGUGGAAGCGCAAACAACUAGCGAUGCUGAAUUCGAUACGAAGAAGGUGGAGAUUGCAGACAUUGGGUGUGGUUUCGGUGGCCUACUGAUUUCACUCGCCCCUACGUUCCCAGAAACGUUGAUCCUGGGUAUGGAGAUACGUAUGCAAGUCACAGCCUAUGUCCAGGACCGAAUAACGGCGUUACGGAAUCAAUGUUCGACAAGGAAAGAAGGACAAGAAGUUAUUCCGGGUGGAUAUCAAAACAUUGGAAUAAUCCGAGGGAACGCGAUGAAAUUUUUACCCAACUUCUUUGAAAGGCACCAGUUAAGCAAGAUGUUUUUUUGCUUCCCAGAUCCACACUUCAAGGCUAGGAAGCAUAAGGCGAGGAUUAUUUCGCCCACGUUACUAGCAGAAUAUGCCUAUAUAUUACGGCCUGGUGGCAUAAUAUACACCAUCACAGACGUAGAGGAUUUACACUUGUGGAUGGCAAAACACCUGGACGACCACCCGAUGUUUGAAAGAUUAUCGGAGGAAGAACAGGAGGAAGACGUCUGUGUAAAGAUCAUGAGAACAGAUACAGAGGAGGGCAAGAAGGUGGCACGAAACCAAGGAAGCAAGUGGGUGGCAUGUUUCAGAAGGAUUGAAGACCCAGUAUGA